CUCUGAGUUUCAGCACCAUGGAGAGUACUCGCCUCUGCCUCCUCACUCUGCUGAGCGCUGCUCUGCUCGUCAACUCCAAUUGCCAGGACUCAGAGCUGCAAGCCAGAUCGAUAGACCGUUACUCAGUCAAAGAAGACUCCUCUCAAGAAAAGGAACUGAUUGAAGCUUUGCAGGAAGUUCUGGAGAAACUGAAAAGCAAGAGGAUGCCAACCUACGAGAAAAAGUUUGGAAUGGUCCCAAUGUGUGAUGCUGGGGAACAAUGUGCUGUAAGGAAAGGAGCCAGAAUUGGAAGACUCUGUGACUGCCCCAGAGGAACCUUCUGCAAUUCAUUCCUCUUGAAAUGUUUGUAGAGAACAAUGUCCAAAUCCGAGUACUCAUAAUAAAUAUUGUUUUAAACGCGUUUAAAAACUUGAAAAGUCAAUUUGGCCAUUCAAACAUAUUCUAUUUACAUAAAAAAGGGACGGUGAAAAUGCAUGGACUUGCAAUUCUACAGUCUUGUCUCUGUGGGAGGUAGUAAAGUAUGUUUCCGGCAUUGCUGUGAUACUGUUGUGGACAGUUGCGUCUUUUUUCUUAUGGUGAAAAUGUUUCUGCCUGUAUGAGUUAAUGAGUUACAGA
Rhincodon typus (whale shark) is the source of this 615-nucleotide messenger RNA. RefSeq names its product cocaine- and amphetamine-regulated transcript protein. Gene Ontology annotation, biological process: cellular response to starvation; positive regulation of MAPK cascade; adult feeding behavior. Gene Ontology annotation, molecular function: neuropeptide hormone activity. The coding region runs from base 18 to 350 and encodes 110 amino acids. The transcript is spliced from 3 exons. The record is from RefSeq and is a predicted model, not a curated record. NCBI's taxonomy places the organism in Eukaryota, Metazoa, Chordata, Chondrichthyes, Orectolobiformes, Rhincodontidae.